AUGGACGCCUCCUCCCUCCGCAUCUCCAAGUUCGAUGGAACUAACUUCCACGCCUGGAAGUUCAAGAUGCAGAUGGUGCUGGAGGAACGGGACCUAUGGGAGGUCGUCAGCGGUGAGAUCAAGGCGGAACAGUGCGAGACUCAGUUGGACCAAGCGACGUACAAGAGGAAGUCAAGAAAGGCGAUGGCAGUGAUCUGUCUAGCCAUGGAAGAUUCCCAGCUACCGUUGGUCCGGUCGGCAAGUGGUGCAUGCGACGCAUGGUCAAGGUUGGAAGACCACUUCGAGAAGAAGAGUCUUGCCAACAAGCUGUUCUUGCGCCGUCGCUUCUUCACGACAAUGAUGGAAGAAGGCGACGAUGUGCUCGAACACAUCAACAAGCUCAAGACGCUGGCGGAACAGCUAGAAGCGGUGGGGGGCUCCACUUUGGAGUCGCGCUCAGACACUCUUAGCUGGGAGCUCGUGACGUCUCGACUGCUUCAUGAAGAAAUGAAGCGGAAGGAGCAAGGAAGUAAAGGUGAUGAAGCUUCGCAAGGUCAAGCGUUCAUCACAAGGGACAAUCAGCGCAAAGGGCGACCAGUGAAGAAGUCCUGGCCGUGCCACAAUUGCGGAAAGAUUGGUCACUGGAUGGCGGAGUGUCCCUCGCGCAUCCAAGAAAACACGGAGAGACACCGGCCACAGCGUGCUCAAGACAGCGGCGACCGCUAUCGAUCACAACGUGCAAACGUCGCUCAAGAAGAAGACUCGGGCGACUACCUCUUUUCGAUCGGUGAAACGACAUCUGCGAAAUCGAGCGACAUCUGGCUGGUCGACUCCGGGGCGACGCAGCACAUGACGUGCUCCAAGAAGUUCAUGCGGAACUACAAGGGGUUUGACGCUGUGGAUGUCCAUCUCGCGGAUGAUGGAAUCGUCCAAGCAAUCGGCAGUGGGGACAUUGUCAUGUCGAUGAAGACACCCCAAGGGAUGAAGAAAGGUGUGCUCACAAACGUGUGGCACAUCCCAAAGUUAUCCAGAAACCUGUUCUCGGUCGGCCGCUUCACCAAGGAUGUCGGCCCAGUGACGUUCACGAAGGAUGGGUGCUAUGGAGAAGCGAAAGGGACCAAGUGGAAAAUUGGUGCCCGUGAAGGUAAAGGACUGUUCAAGCUGCAAAUGACUCCAGUGGCGCUGGAACAAGCAAAUGCAGCCAAGUCGUCGGGAUGUCAAGGGGGCACCAAGUCGUACCUCUGGCACCUUCGGCUUGGCCACAUAGGUCACGAUGGACUCAAUUGCAUCGUGACGAAGAACAUUGAAUUGGCAUCGACAUAUCUUCGGUGA
Molecule: messenger RNA, 1311 nt
Organism: Peronospora matthiolae
Lineage: Eukaryota; Oomycota; Peronosporomycetes; Peronosporales; Peronosporaceae
Source: the annotation of a GenBank genome assembly